AUGGCUUCUACCACCUGCACAAGAUUUACGGACGAAUACCAGCUUUACGAAGAGCUGGGGAAGGGCGCGUUCUCCGUGGUGCGACGCUGCAUGAAGGAUUCCACUGGGCAAGAAUACGCCGCCAAAAUAAUAAAUACCAAAAAGCUCUCUGCCCGCGAUCACCAGAAACUUGAGAGAGAGGCUCGGAUCUGUCGUCUGCUCAAACAUCACAAUAUUGUGCGGCUCCAUGACAGUAUAUCAGAGGAGGGCUUCCACUACCUGGUAUUUGACCUAGUGACGGGAGGCGAGCUCUUUGAGGACAUCGUGGCCAGAGAAUACUACAGCGAAACAGACGCCAGCCAUUGCAUCCAGCAGAUCCUUGAGGCCGUGCUGCACUGUCACCAGAUGGGCGUGGUCCAUCGGGAUCUCAAGGUGAGUGCCUGUCUCUUACUCAGAGCUAACUGA
This is a messenger RNA of Knipowitschia caucasica, 444 nucleotides long. Lineage: Eukaryota; Metazoa; Chordata; Actinopteri; Gobiiformes; Gobiidae. The record is from the annotation of a GenBank genome assembly.